Pseudo-nitzschia multistriata is the source of this 3157-nucleotide messenger RNA. The record is from the annotation of a GenBank genome assembly. NCBI's taxonomy places the organism in Eukaryota, Bacillariophyta, Bacillariophyceae, Bacillariales, Bacillariaceae.
CAUUAUCGAACGCAUCUACGAAGACUAGUCGGGCGGGAAACAGAGAGGAAAGGAAAGGAAAGGAAAGCAAACCCAACCGUGGGGAAGAGCGAAAAGGCACGUUGGAAAGAGAGGCAUUCCGAGCGACCCAAGCGAUCGAGAAUCCAUCGGUUCGCUUCACGUCCACCAUGCAACGAGACAUAGAUUGUUUCCCCACCCCUGCCAGCGGAUCCAAGGUCGUCCACGGACCRCCAGGAGUGGUCCGCGGAGCCGUUGCGCCCGAAGAUUCCGGGAGCAACACCCACCAARCGCGGGGCUCGUCGUGCUCUUGUGAAUCUCGAACGAAAGGCAGGGGCCCUCGUUGCCGGCAAACAGCCCAGGCAGCCCAUUGCUUCUCGGGRKUCUCGAKCCAUAYCGUGGAGGCUUGUGUGGUUGUGUUCAACAAGCACGCGGUCGUUGGAAGUCUUUUGGGCGGUCUUGGUCUCCACGACAACUCUGGCGUGGUCAGAGCCAUUUCCAAUCUCUGGAGGAGUGAAAACCUCCGCYCGGUUUUUGCGAUCCAAGAAAAGCUCGGGUUUGGUUUGACGACCGUGGCAGCCUGCGUGAUCCGUGUUUCGAAGCGAGUUUUUCGUUUCGGAUGCGAUGCUUGCAGCCGUGUUUUCUGGCUCUCGGUCAGGGCGACAAAGGAAAGAGCGUUUUGGGACGCAAUUGCAUUCCUGUUUGCGGUGUGGCUUYGUCUAUGGGUUCUUGAUGGUUACAUCAUCAACAAGCAAGCUUGUGGGUGGGUCAGCGAUGGAUUUGCAGCGACAAGCGUCGCCUCCUACACUGCCGGCUUCAAGGCUUUCGAGCAAGAUUCGAAAAACCCUUCGCCUUUUUGGUCAUUAGCUGACCAUUUCGUUGCUCCAUCUUCAUCUCCGGGCGGGUUUGCAAAAUUUUUCAACCGGCRACGAGACGAAGAAACAUGUAUUUUCAACUCYCCUUUAACAACAAGCACAAUUGAAUGGAUUCAAUGCAUCCAAUCCUGGGCGUGGUGUWUGGGGUACAUCUUUGGAGACGCCUUCAACUUCUUUGGAUGGUACACAAUAUUGGACUUCAUCACCAUCGUGUUCGACCGGGAAUCUCUGGCGUCGGUGACAAAAUCGUUGCGACGAGACCAGGGAUAUCAGUUGCUGGUUGACGCAUCACCAAUUUGCCAUGGAAUUGGCAUUGCCAAAUCCAAAGCAGGAGUGUCGAUUCAAUUUUUAGUCCUGGGCGUAAUCUGGAUUGUAAUCGCAUCUGCAUGGAACGGAACCCUAUUAUUGGAGGAUCAUCCUCGCCUGGAAACGAAAUUGCUCAUUCGGGCACAGAUUGUAGCCCUGGUCAAAACAAUCAUCUCCGCGGGUGACCUUGAUGUGUUUGGCGCACGAACUUCGCAAGUAUCUAUUGGCUCGAUCUGCAGACGCUUGUUCUACUACUAUUGUUUCCUUUGCAGGUGGUUACACGACCGUAUAUUGAAGAACGGAAAGAAGGCAAACACUACCGAGCCACCGUCAGAUUUUCGAGGACUAUUGCCGCCAUCACCAUCGAACAAAAACAGUGGGAUCGACGCAAAGAAGGAAUCAUACUGGUCCAGCAACAGAAAGACUACGCUGAACAAGCCAUACAAGACUAGAAGUUUAUCUCCGCCAAGAAUCAUAUGUGUGCCAACCACAGUUGAUACCAUCCAUAGUACCCUUGGAGCCGGCAAGAAUUCUGACAAAAGGGGAGAUUACACAGAGAAAAAAGAGGAGACGAGUUUUUCCAGCGAUAUCCUGAAACCUAAUGACUCGUCGGAAGAACUUGGAGCUGAAGACGCCAGCCAAGCCCAAGCUACUCGUAGGAGAAACCAGUCGACACUUGCUCUUUCCAAACAUAACAAACUCACUACUCUAAAACUCCAGAAGCAUUAUUUUACAACAGCCAAAAAAUUCAAUCCAUCGGAAGCACUGUUCACUGAGGGAAAAUCCCUUGCUGAUCCCUCCAGCGACUUUAGUGCAAAUGUGACACAAGCUAAGAAUCAAAGUGAAAUCAAAUUUAACGAUAUCCUUGUAGGAGGAGAUGGCUUAUACUUGUAUCCUGAGGAAAUCAUGACCGAACAUUCUACGGCGGCUCGAGCCUUGGACAAUCUAAUCAUGCGAAAGGGAAGCGAUAUGGAAAGGAACCGGUUAUGUAGAUCGGACCCAUCCUGGUCGUCUGACAUGCCGGAUCGUCCUCUCGAGCAAAUUCCGAAACAAGUGUCCAAUCAAAUUCUUUCGCAAUGGAGGGCCACCGAUCAAUCCCAUCCUGCUUCAUGCAAAGAUUCCACUGUCUCAUCCGAAGUAGUCCAAGAUGAGCAGUCGAGUCUUUCCGAAGCAUCUCGUCAUGAAGCCAGAUGCAACAAUGCCUUGUCUCUGAAACGAAACGCCGCCGCCAAGAAUGUAAAACUUAAUGUGCCUAUUCCGAUCGAUGAGAAAUCAAAACGAUUCGUGAAGGAGUCUUCUCCAAAGCAGAAAAUUUCCGACCUUGAUUCACUGAUUCCGAAUGAAGUUGUCACAGAACUCGAAAKUGAGUCACUGGAAGAUACCGUUGGUACCGAGCCAGAUACCUCCUUGCUCCUGGGGAUGAUGUAUCUCAAGAAAAAGAAGGCAAGGCAACUACGAACGCGAAAAUUUCUGAAACCUCCACCUAACUUCCACCGAAUGAAAAAGUUGAAGCAGCAAAAGGAAUCAGUUGCACAACGAAAAGAAGAGAGUCGAGAGGAAGUAGAACAGAAACAAGACGAGGAACAAGACCAGCACCAACGAACCGCCAAUCCGCCGUCAGGAUUCGGUCAGGUCGGUAAGGUUUACACCCCCCCUAAGAAAUCCCAUCGACUUCAAAGGCUCGGAAUUAUCAUUAAUGGAAAGAUAACCGAGACGAUUCCCGAGGAGGUUGAAAUAUGUCUGGGAUCCCCAUCCUGUAAGCCUGUAAGGAAAGAGUAUUGGAGUUUCAACAACUGUACCGGGAAGGGCGACCGGAUGGGGAUGAUGAAUGAUCUCAUGCUACGGAGCAGCAUUCCACAGUGCAGUAGUAAGCUAGCUGCUACCUGUACAAAUAGCAUGAAAGGAAGCGAUGCAUGUAUUUUGCAACUUUCAAAUUCAUGAUACACACGAAGGUAAGAAAAUAACCAAAUUCAAAUUAA